Serendipita indica DSM 11827 is the source of this 1281-nucleotide messenger RNA. NCBI's taxonomy places the organism in Eukaryota, Fungi, Basidiomycota, Agaricomycetes, Sebacinales, Serendipitaceae. The record is from the annotation of a GenBank genome assembly.
AUGUAUGCUCUCCCGACUGGCUGGAGUGGUCCCUCGUUUGUGCUUUCGAACAAUUAUCCCAGAGAUGCACCCGGAGCGUCGACUUCCGGAACGACGCUGCCCCCACUCCCUGAUCCCUCUACGCCUAUACGGUCUCCUGACCCAACCGCGGAUGCACCUUGGCUUGCCAUUGACUUUCGCACUGAUCCCAUCGGUUACUGCAAUAUGAUCAAGGAAUAUUGCUGGGAGGGAAACGUGAACAAUGGCUUUGCUGUUCAACGCAAUCCGACCUGGGCAUGUGGAUACUACAACGCCGCGGGGGCAACCGUUUUCGGUCAGAUUUGGGCAAAUCCCGACAAACCAGACUGGUCGCAUAGCGUCCAGUUUCCUAUCGGGACCUGCGUAUUCAAGAUCCUUCUCAGUGACGCGACGGAUCAGGAGGUUCCAUCCAUGGCGGGUGCGCCUGGGCUCCAAGUUAUGAUUGCGCCUACUCAAGCUGAUCCUCUCAACGCACCUGCCGAUCCAUCUACGAGGAAUAAUUACGAUUCGACACUCCGCCUGUUCCAAGUAGAUUUUGCAGUACGCGACAAAAGCUCCGAAAAUGGAUGGGUCUUUGGUACUUUUAUGUACAACAGUAACCUCAAGGAUCCCAAUGUAAGUGCUAACCGUGUACAUGAACCAGGAGCUUAUUCGCAUAGGCGUGGGAAUCGUCUUACUCCUGUUGGACGUAUGUGGGGGAACGACGAGAAACUGAACCAAGCGGCAUAUGAUGCUGGUGAGCGGGUCAAAGAGUCCUGGAUCAAUCCCGUAGCGGAGAAGAUUAGAAGGGGCCUCGGCGGCAAGAGGCCGAGCUGGGGAUGGAAUGGCCGACUCAACGGAUCUGCCGACAACUUUAUCUCAUCCUGCGCGUCCUGCCACUCCACUGCACAAAUGGACCAAAGCAAACCUCUGUCAUCCGUCGUAUCCAUGACACCCCCAUCCCCUGUAUUCCGAAACGGUCGAUACGUCUCUGUAAACGAUAAGGGCACUAUGGAUUGGUUCAGGAACUUUCCUGCUGGAACUGCAUUCUCGGCAAAUAAGAUCAGUUCCAGCACUCUUGUCUCGGGUGACUACUCCCUUCAGCUCAUGAUUGGCUACGGCAACUAUCAAAGAUGGAAGAGACAGAAUCCUACCACUACCACGGGUCGUAUCGUCCCCCAGAUGAAGAUGAUACCUCGAAAAGUCUUUGGCUUUAAGCGCGAGGGUGAAGAGGGCUUCCCGCCGAGACAAGGUCCCGAUAUCCGGUUUGACAAGGAAGAGUAG